Molecule: messenger RNA, 1152 nt
Organism: Annulohypoxylon maeteangense
Lineage: Eukaryota; Fungi; Ascomycota; Sordariomycetes; Xylariales; Hypoxylaceae
Product: cobW-domain-containing protein
Exons: 1
Coding region: 1-1152 (383 amino acids)
Cellular component (GO): cytoplasm
Source: RefSeq, a predicted model, not a curated record
AUGGCUCCGAUACCCAUAACCAUCAUAACCGGCUUUUUAGGCUCUGGAAAAACGACACUGCUGCUAAACAUCAUUCCACAACUUCGCGCUGUUAAUCCUUCAUAUCGUCUAGCCCUAUUGAAGAACGAAUUCGGUGAUGUAGCCAUCGACUCGCAGCUCGCCUCGUCGAGCGCUGUCUCCGGCGUCCAAGAGCUUCUUAAUGGCUGUAUAUGCUGUAACCUCGUUGGCCAGCUGAGCACUGCUCUCGCUGAGCUGCGCUCCAGCGUCAAUCCGGAUCGCAUCGUCAUCGAGACCUCCGGCUCCGCCUUCCCUGCUACUCUAGCCAUCGAAGUCAACCGACUGGCUCGCGACACUGGCCACUACACACUCGAUGGCGUUGUCAGCGUUAUAGACGUCGAGAAUUGGAAGGGAUACGAGGACACGAGUUAUACCGCUCGUAUACAAGCCAGGUAUACGGACCUAAUCGUCUUUAACAAGUGGGAAAACUGCGAUGAGCGUAGAUUUGAUGACUGUCUCGACCGAGUAGGGGAUCUCGAGGUUGAUGUCGCUUGGGUAAAGAGUGAUAGGGGGCGAGUCCCCGUCGAUGUCAUCUUCGGUGUCGAUGGCGGACUAGCGAGGUCCUUAACCGAUGAAUUAUCUAUAAAUAAUAACAGUGACGGUCGCCCCCACGACGGCCAUGUUCAUAUUCAUGGUCAUGAUCAUGAUCAUGAUCGUAAUCACAGCAACGAUCACCAAAGUGAGGUUGAGGUCCUCUCAAUCACCUUGACCGGGGACCCAGGUGCCGUCACCAGUGCGACAAAACUAAUGUCUUUGCUUAACGCCGCACCCAAAGACGAGGUGUACCGGAUCAAGUCUGUAUUAACAACAUCGUCAACGGUCCGAAGCUCCGGAGAAGAUGAGGUGUCGGCACCGGAAAUGUCGUCAGGUUGCCCAGGCAGGUAUAUACUGAAUUGGGCAUUUGGGAGAUGGGCAUUUACCCCUCUCGACUCUGAGACGGUCGAGCACAGCUCAAGCCAUCGGACUGUGCUUCGCAUGACAAUGAUCCUGGCGAGGUAUGAGAGUGGGAAAUGGAAAAAGAAAUUGGAGACGGGAGGGUUCCUAGAGCUCGAAGACGGUAUGCAAGGGGAAUUAGCCGUCACUAAGAUUUCUUAA